Messenger RNA from Rattus norvegicus (Norway rat), 4000 nucleotides. The record is from RefSeq and is a predicted model, not a curated record. Lineage: Eukaryota; Metazoa; Chordata; Mammalia; Rodentia; Muridae.
AUGGUCCACCUGCCUCUGGCUCCAGAGUGCCAGGAUUAAAUGUGGGCCAACAUGCCCCGCUUUCUCUUUGUUUGUUUGUUUGUUUGUUUGUUUGUUUGUUUGUUCAUUUUUAUGUUAUUGGCUGAUGGUUGGACUGUGGGUUUUGGCACAUGUCAAGCAUAUGCUGCUGUGUUGAUCUUCAUCCAUGUUAUGAAUUUUGAAAUUUGACAGAUAGCAUGUUCUGUUUCUCAGGAUGGCAUGUAUUCAUGACAUUCAUACAUAUCAUUCAUGACAUUCAUAUGCACAUCAUGUAUGCCUAAUCCCCAUAGUAGUCAGAAAAUGGCUUUAGAAUUCCGGAACUUGGAGUAAUCAAUAGUUGUGAAGCUCCCUUCUAACUACUGGCAAUUGAGGCCAAUUAUUUUUAAGACCAGCAAGAGCUCUUCACUGCUGAGCCAGCUCCUGUCCUAUGUUGCUUAUUUAGGAUCAACAUUUACAUUGCCAGUAUUUUCAGCUAUCUGUUUGUAUCUGUUUAAACAUUCAUUCCCUUUUAGUAAGAUCUCAUUACUGUUACAGUUAAAACUGGGACACCUCAAGAUUAUGGAAGAAGAAUACAGAAGUGCAGUGAAUGUAAUUCUUUGUAGGAACUCUAGUAAAAACCUCUGAGUCCUUUCUAUCUUUCUUGUUUGUUUGUUUGAUUGAUUUUUCAUAGGGGAGACAGGGUCUUAAUAUGUACCUCUGGCUGUCCUGGAUAGACCUCAGAUAUACCUGCCUCUGCCUCCUGAGUGCUUGAAUUAAAGACAUGAGCCUAUAUGCUCACUUGAUAUUUUUUUGCAGUUAAUAAUUGUUCAUACAAUUUCUCUGUGUGCUCAAUACUGCGCCCCCCCUCCAUUAAUUAGCAUUUCUCUUGCAAGGCUAUAUCCUACCCAAAGAGCAAAGAUAUGACAGAGGUGAACCUUAUUACUCAGUUUUCUUCUAAGAUGAUUUCGUAAUUACAUUAGAACAUCUGGGUCAAGAAAUAAGUGGGUUAAGCACAAGAAGCAUACAUUUACAGUGAUAUCGGUAUCAUGGUUACUGUUGUACAAAUGUGUGGGAUGUUUCAGGAUGCAUUGACCUAUGAUGAUGUACAUGUGAACUUCACUCGAGAAGAAUGGGCUUUGCUGGAUCCUUCACAGAAGAGUCUUUACAAAGAUGUGAUGCAGGAGACCUAUAGGAACCUCACUGCUAUAGGUUACAAUUGGGAAGACCAUACUAUUGAAGAACAUUGUCAAAGUUUCAGAAGACAUGGAAGGCAUGAAAGAUGUCAUACUGGAGAGAAGCCCUCUGAAAAUACUCAGUGUGGUAAAGCCUUUGCACAACAUAGUCAUCUCCAAAGACAUAAGAGCACACAUACUGGAGAGAAACUCUAUGAAUGUAAGCCAUGUGAUAAAGCCUUUACAUACGAUUCUCAGCUUCAAACUCUUGAAAGGAUUCAUACUGGAGAAAAACCCUACAAAUGUAAUCAAUGUGGUAAAGCUUUUGAACGUCGUUGUAAUCUUGGAAAGCAUAAACUAAUACAUACUGGAAGAAAAUCCUACAAAUGCAAUCAGUGUGGUAAAGCCUUUGCACGACACAGUCAUCUCAAAACGCAUGGAAUAACACAUACUGGAGAGAAACCUUACGAAUGUGAUCAAUGUGGUAAAGCCUUUGCAUAUCAUAGUUAUCUCCAAGUACAUAAAAGAAUACAUACUGGAGAGAAGCCCUAUGAAUGUAAUCAAUGUGGUAAAGCCUUUGUAGGUCAGAAUGAUCUUAAAAGGCAUGAAAGAAUUCAUACUGGAGAGAAACCCUACAAAUGUAAUGAAUGUGAUAAAGGCUUUGGACAUCACCAAAAUUUUCGAAUGCAUAAAAUGAUGCAUGCUGGAGAAAAACCCUACAAAUGCAAUCAAUGUGGUAAAGCCUUUUCACAAAACAGUCAUCUCCAAACACAUAAAAGCACACAUACUGGAGAGAAACCUUACAAGUGUGAUCAAUGUGGUAAAGCCUUUACAUCUCAUAGUUAUCUCCAAGUACAUAAAAGAAUACAUACUGGAGAGAAGCUCUGUGAAUGUGAGCAAUGUGGUAAAGCCUUUACAUCUCAUAGUUAUCUCCAAGUACAUAAAAGAAUACAUACUGGAGAGAAUCUCUAUGAAUGUAAUCAAUGUGGUAAAACCUUUGCAUCUCAUAGUUAUCUCCAAGUACAUAAAAGAAUACAUACUGGAGAGAAGCUCUAUGAAUGUAAUCAAUGUGGUAAAGCCUUUGCAUCUCAUAGUUAUCUCCAAGUUCAUAAAAGAAUACAUACUGGAGAGAAGCUCUAUGAAUGUGAUCAAUGUGGUAAAGCCUUUGCAUCUCAUAGUCAUCUCCAAGUACAUAAAAGAAUACAUACUGGAGAGAAGCCCUAUGUAUGUGAUCAAUGUGGUAAAGACUUUGUAGUUCAGAGUGAUCUUAAAAGACAUAAAAGAACACAUACUGGUGAGAAACCUUACAAAUGUAAUGAAUGUGGUAAGGCCUUUGUAGGUCAGAAUGAUCUUAAAAAACAUAAAAGAAAACAUACUGGAGAGAAACCUUACAAAUGUAAUGAAUGUGGUAAAGCCUUUGUAUGGAAUGGUAGUCUCCGAACACAUAAAGUAAUACAUAGUGGAGAGAAACCUUACAAAUGUAAUGAAUGUGGUAAAGCCUUUGCAUGUAACAGUAGUCUCCGAACACAUAAAGCAAUACAUACUGGAGUGAAACCUUUCAAAUGUAAGCACUGUGGUAAAGCCUUUGUAGGUCAGAAUUACCUUAAAAAGCAUGAAAGAAUUCAUACUGGAGAGAAACUUUACAAAUGUAAUGAAUGUGGUAAAGCCUUUGUAUUUGAUUCUAGUCUCCGAAAACAUAAAGCAGUACAUACUGGAGUGAAACCUUAAGAAUGUAAGCAAUGUGGUAAAGCCUUUGUAGGUCAGAAUGACCUUAAAAGGCAUGAAAGAAUUCAUACUGGAGAGAAACCUUACGAAUGUAAUGAAUGUGGUAAAGCCUUUGUAUGUAAUGCUAGUCUCCGAAAACAUAAAGCAACACAUACUAGAGUGAAACCUUAUGAUUGUAAGCAAUUUAGUAAGUUCUUUGCCUCUCAUGAUCAACUUUGACAACAUGAAAGAAUUCAUACUGGAGAGCAACCUUACAAAUGUAGUCAAUGUGGUAAAGCCUUUUCACAAUCAAGCCACCUCCAACUACAUAAAAGAACACAUACAUACUAAAGAGUAACCCUAUGAAUGUAACCAAUGUAGUAAAGCCUUUACUGUGAUCUUCAAAGGUAUGGUGGUUUAAAUAUACUUGGCCCAUGGCAAGUGGCAGUGUUAGGAGGUAUGGCCUUUUUGGAGUAGAUGUGGCCUUUGAGGAAGUAUGUCACUGUGGGGGUGGGGUGGGCUUUGAGUCCCCAUGCUUAAACUCUACCCAGGGCAGAAGAGUCUUCUGGCUGCCUUCUGAUCAAGAUGUAGAACUCUCCUCCAGCACCAUGUCUGCUUGGACACUGACAUUCCUUCCACCUUGAUAAUAGACUGAACCUCUGAAUCUGUAUACCUCCCCUCCCCCCAUUAAAUGUCCUUUCUAAGAGUUGCCUUGGUCAUGGUAUCUUUUCACAGCAUUAAAACCCAAAUUAACACAAACAGCAUAAAAGAUACCACAUUAGAGAGAAACUAUGAAUGUACUAAACAUGGUGAAGCCUUUGCACAUUUCAAUAGUUCUCACUAUAACAAAAGUAUUCAUACUUCCAUUCACUGAAACCCUGUGAAUGCAGAAAAUAACAUUCUUGAGAAAAGCCUUAUGAAUGGGCUCAGUGUGGUAAAGUCUUUGUGAAAUCUGCAUAAAUACCUAACAAUUCAAAAACAUGGUCAAAGUAAAUGCCAGGAGUCUAUUGGAAACAAGCUGAGUUAGAAGGGUAGGGGUUAUGAAUAGUGUGGUUGGGUGUGCAGUUAGUGCUAGAAAGUUAGGGGUUAGGGUUAAACCGUUGCGGGGCAGUGUGGGUUAAGGUUGG